Molecule: messenger RNA, 1295 nt
Organism: Artibeus jamaicensis (Jamaican fruit-eating bat)
Lineage: Eukaryota; Metazoa; Chordata; Mammalia; Chiroptera; Phyllostomidae
Gene: CCNQ
Product: cyclin Q
Exons: 5
Coding region: 62-850 (262 amino acids)
Biological process (GO): regulation of transcription by RNA polymerase II
Cellular component (GO): nucleus
Molecular function (GO): cyclin-dependent protein serine/threonine kinase regulator activity
Source: RefSeq, a predicted model, not a curated record
CGCGCCCGCCGCUAGGACCCCCCCCGGGGCCGGCCAGCGCGUGCUGGGGACUCUAGUCCUUAUGGCCGGGGGGUCUGGGGCCUUUGGGCGGGGUCCCAUGGAAAGCGUCGGUCUGGACUGCUAUGGAGGGGGAGACGCGACACGGGGAGCCCAGGGGUGGGCUGCUCCCGAGGCAAGGGUGCACUUCCGUGUAACGAGGUUCAUCAUGGAGGCAGGUGUCAAGCUAGGGAUGCAGUCCAUUCCUGUCGCCACCGCCUGUGCCAUUUACCAUAAGUUCUUCUGCGAGAUCAACCUGGAUGCCUAUGACCCCUACUUAAUCGCCAUGUCUUCCCUUUACUUGGCUGGCAAAGUGGAAGAGCAGCACCUGCGUACUCGUGACAUCAUCAAUGUGUCCAACAGGUACUUCCACCCAGGCAGUGAGCCCUUGGAGUUGGACUCCCGGUUCUGGGUGCUUCGGGACAGCAUCGUACAGUGUGAGCUCCUUGUGCUGAGGGUGCUGCGUUUCCAAGUCUCCUUUCAGCACCCGCACAAGUACCUGCUCCACUACCUGAUUUCCCUCAAGAACUGGCUGAAUCGUUACAGCUGGCAGCGGACCCCCAUCUCCGUCACGGCCUGGGCCCUGCUGCGGGACAGCUACCACGGCGGGCUGUGCCUUCGGUUCCGGGCUCAGCACAUAGCUGUGGCAGUGCUCCAUCUGGCCCUGCAGGUGUAUGGGGUUGAGGUGCCCGCCGAGGCGGAGGCUGAGAAGCCGUGGUGGCAGGUGUUCAGUGACGACCUCACCAAGCCAACCAUUGAUAACAUUGUGUGCGAUCUCAUUCAGAUUUACACCAUGGACACGGAGAUCCCCUAAGGUCCAGGUGCAGGCCUGCCCAAAGAGAGGCCUGAGGUGCUCAGUUGCCAGGGGACGGUGCCACCACAUUGCCAUCAUGGCCAGUGCCCAGAGGACUGGCUGGGAGAACUGGUUUCCUGCUGCCGGAGAUGGGCUGGUGAAGGCAAUGGCAUGUUGCCAUGUUGAGCCUAAUGCCAUGACUGUCCCCGGCAGCCAUGGUCCUGACAGUGACAGGAGCUGUACCCCUAGCAGGCAGGCGUGUGCUGUGUGGGGCGGCUCCGAGGCACCCCUGUCUGCCUUUGUCCUUGGAGAGGACACAGACUGCCGUCGAGAUUUGGAAUCAUUGGAAGGAACAUCAAAGAACAGAUGGCACAGUACUUUGGGGGAUAUUUUUUAAAGGCCAGAUUUAUAGAAGGUAUAAAUAGAUGAAGUUUUAUUUUGUUUAAUAAAAGAUGAUGCAAAUGAA